This is a messenger RNA of Nasonia vitripennis (jewel wasp), 1804 nucleotides long. Its product is annotated as testicular acid phosphatase homolog. The record is from RefSeq and is a predicted model, not a curated record. The coding region runs from base 896 to 1684 and encodes 262 amino acids. The transcript is spliced from 4 exons. Lineage: Eukaryota; Metazoa; Arthropoda; Insecta; Hymenoptera; Pteromalidae.
UUGAGGUUUGUCUGUCUUUGUCCCAGGUUUUCAUGGACUUAACCAACCGAAAAACCAAAUAAAAAUGUAAAAUACUCACAUUUUAAGUAAUAUAAAGUCGCGAGUUUUGCUAAUCUUGGCGGCAUUUCUGAACUGUGUUACUCUUCGCGGCAAAUCGCGGGUUGUGCUAGUUUUCGUUUGAAAAUUUGAACUGUGCUAGUCUUCAUAGGGAGCGACGAUAUAAAUAACUUAUGUGUAUGCGAGAUUAGACAAAUAUAAAUGAAAUGCGCAAUCGUUUAAAAUCACAUUCAUAAAGAUUAAGAGUUGCGCAGCAGCUCUCAAAAGGAAUAUAGUCGACGCGCUCUUUUCCCGGAGACAAAAUGAAAGUUUUUUCAAUUGUUCCCUUCUUUUUAUUUUACAAUAACUUAAUACUCAUGAAAGCUUCAAAAGAUACAUUCAAGCUAGAACUCGUACAAGUGGCAAGUAAAAAAAAGCAAAAUUAAUCUAAUUUGGUAUAAAGCCGUCAAUUUAAAUCUCUGUGUAUAAUUUAGUUAUUUAGACAUGGAGACAGGACACCCGAAAAGGCCGAGAUUUACAAAACCGAUCCCUACGAUCCAGACUUCUAUAAACAAUAUGGCUACGGGCAGUUGAAUAGAGCUGGCAUGCAACGUGAGCAUAAACUCGGCCAAAUGUUGAGACAACGUUACAACGAUUUCCUCGGCGAUUACAAUAUCGACGACAUCUACGCCUACAGCACGGACUACGAUCGCACGAAGAUGUCUCUGCAGCUAGUAUUGAAUGGCCUGUAUCCUCCAACUGCCAAAACACGUUGGAGUAAAAAUAUCGAGUCGUUUCCGGUACCUACCCACUAAAAGCCUUUCGAAACCGAUUUCAUAUCGUUUGAUAUUUAUGCAAAAUGUUCGCAAGGGUAAUUACUUCUAUAGCAAUAUUAUUUAUCGUCAUACGAUCGCAGGCUUGUAGUACCAAAUUGUUCAGGUACAUAAAAUUACUGGAGAAAGCUGGAAAGUUACCUGAAGUUAUCAAGAAGUUCGAAGAGCACAGAGACUUUUUCGACUCCGUCAGAGAUGAAACUCAAAUAACUUCUGAACAAGUGGGCUCAGUUUUUUUAAUACCUACGAAUCUGCAAAGCGUUCUGAGUCUAGGGCUACCCUUCCCAGACUGGUGUUCCGAGGAAGAUUACAAAAAACUUCAAGUGAUUCAAGCGUUGUUUUACGAUCUUAUGGCGCAGACCGAAUCGAUGAGAAAGAUCGCAACUGGACCUGUCAUCGAACGAUUCUUGGAAAACGUAAGAAAUAGCGAGAAACUGAAAAAUCGGAAGAAACUUUACCUCUACAGUGCACACAAUAUCAACGUGGCACUUUUUAACAGAGCUCACAACUUCGCGGGUAUCCCGAAAAAUCCCGCCUAUGGGAGUGCAGUGAUUUUUGAAAAAUUAAGAGGACCAGAUGAUCGAAUUUAUUUGAGAAUGUUUUACUGGACUUGUGUAUCGGAGAAACUGAUCGUAUUAAAACUCGACGGCUGUGACGAAUACGAAUGUCUCUUAUCAAAUUAUGUAGAUAUCAUCAGUCCAAUUCUUCCCGAGGUUGGAUUUGCGAAGUGUAAAACAUCAGCGUAUGACAGUUACAGAAUCAAUCUGACAAUGCUCUAUUUGUUUGCUGAAGAAGAUCUGUUUUCAUUUAAAUAGGGACACGAAUUAUUGUUAUAAAAUGAUUUAUUUUCAAUUGUUUCAACUGGAAUUGAUAUCACUGAUGAUUGAUUUUUAUUAUUGUACAGUCAAAUGAUGUAUAAUAAUUAGUGAUAAUGC